UAUGGCGUCUACUGAACCGUCUUCUAAAAUCCUAUAUACAUUGCUUUUUCUUGCCUCAUCUGGAGCCAGUAUUGGCUAUUCAGCCGUAUGGAGUGAAGCAGCAAUUCUGGCCGAAAGGCUACCGGAAGGACGUUAUGUAUCUAUAUGCCUUUUCAUCCUCUUCAACAUAUCAAAUGGUUUAGCUUUGCUUUAUUGCCUGAUUUCAUUGAAAACAAAGUCGGCUUCAGCUUGUCAACUAAUCACAUGCUUAGGACUUUCGAGCAUUUCGUCAACUGUUCUCGGGUUUUUUUGGAACCAGACUUUAAAAAUUCGAGAAACUCAAAUCUCCUUAACUGCUUGGUGCUGCAUUUUAAUUAUUUUCACCACCGCUUCAUUGCACUCUGUAGCUGCUCCGUUAUUUUGUUGGCGUUUACGAGCGUCGAAUUCGAUAACUGCUGUAUUGGCUGGCGAAUGGUUCGGUUUAGUUAUUGGUCACGUGAUGAUAAUAGGACAGAAAAUUGAAAAAUGUGGACAGAAGCAGAAGGAAAUCGUUAAGCUUAAUUCAACAUUGUUGAAAGACUCUCGCACGGACACACUGAGAUUUAACGUUAACCUUUAUAUGUUCUUAACCGCUGCACUAACUGUAGUUGGCGGAAUCGCAAUAAUAUUGGCAACAAAUUUGAAAUGCUUAUCAAAGUAUUACGAGGAUAACAGAAGAGAAAGCGUGCUUAUUUUAGAUGAUGAUAGUAUCCGACAUACAACGCCUAGAAAGCAAAAGAAGCCAAGAGAGACGCCAAAACUUCUCUUAUUAUUAAUUAUAUCCUUUUGGUCAAAAUUUGUUAAUGAUGGACCAUUGUCAUCAGUUCUUUCUCCUGCUUCAUGCCCCUAUUUAUUUUUUUCUACAAAGACUCUUAUCGUUGGAACUAUAGGUUCCCCCUCUGCCUGCUUUUUAGCCAUGCUUUUACUCCGUCUACUGCCACCACGUUCAAAAAUGGCGUCUUUUAUUUCUUUACCCUGCUUGGGAACUAUACUAUUGGCUUAUUUUGUCGCUCUAGCCGCAUUUUCAUCCAGGAGUGCAGUAGAUUCGGCAUUAUUUACAGGGAGUGGACAAAUUUUAACAAGUGUUGCAUGGGCCACAGUAGCUUGCUUGUUGGAAUACGGCAGAGGAGGAGUGUUUCUAUUUUGUAGAAAACUAAGCAUGAAAUAUUUAAUAUUUGUCGUUCUAGCAAGUUUAUUGGGAAGAAUAAUGGGUUCUUACAGUUUCCUGGAAGAUUUUACAGUCUGUAGAUUAUACAAUACGAAUAAAAAGGCUCUUUGUUAA
Dimorphilus gyrociliatus is the source of this 1300-nucleotide messenger RNA. The record is from the annotation of a GenBank genome assembly. Lineage: Eukaryota; Metazoa; Annelida; Polychaeta; Dinophilidae.